GUUGAAGUAAAAGGACGAAGAAAAAAGCAGUACUCUUAGGUAGUAAAGGAGAGUCUCAUACCUGAAAAAGAUAUCGCUUUCAUACCCCGUUCUUGUCUUGCAUGCUCGUCGCACCCCAGACGUCGUGAAGGUGCAGGAGCGCGACGGAGAAGUACUAGAACAAAAAGGUAAGCAGGCAACCUUCACGAUGCAGGAGCAAGCAGUCGGGGAAAGCGAGAUGCGGGAGCGCUCGCAGGAUAUGGAGGAAGCGGCUGACCACGGUUUUGCCGGAACUAUGGGUGAAGAUGGGAUGGUGAAGAAGGAUCCUGAGACACCCGAUGCUGAUGUGUCUCAGGAUGUAGGUCUAGUGUCUCAGGGUGUAGGUCUAGUGUCUCAGGAUGUAGAUCUAGUGGACGUCUCCUGUGAUGCUGGGGAUGAAGAGAAUAUAGAAGUAAAUGCCUGGGAGCAACUGCUGCGGGAACAAGACAAGAUUAGUGGUGAAGGUCAAUAUGGUGGUUGCCUCGACGAGCCCGCUCCUGAAGGUAAUCAUGGUAAAGCUACUACACUUUCUAGUACAUUCUCAUCUUCUAGUUCUACAUUUGUUGAGAAUGCGUCGGAAGAAAACGAGAAAGACCAAGUGCUACUCUUAUGGCUACCGCUGAAGCAUAUCCUUAAUGUCAUCGUUGGCCUCCUUUUCAAGGGGCUCAAGGAUGGGCUCAGGGAUGCGACGCGGUAGCUCUAAAAGUAGAAGAAAAAAAAGCAGAUGAAGUAGACAAGCAGGAGCCUUCUUCAUCUCGUUCUUUCACGCGCUGCUGGCUCCAAAGCGUGGCCGACGCUUUGACGAUGACAAACAGCAACGCCAUGACAAACAGCAGCGUCAGAGUAGAGGACUCUAGCGGGAACGGGACGCUACUAGACGAGGAUGCUGGAGGAUUAUCUUCUCCGAUCGAGGCGAUGGAUUCCACAUCAUCACAAGAUGAGGAAGUAACUGGGAACAUGAGCUGCAGAGCGACGACUGGCACAGUGACGGACGGCGCGGCGAAGCACGACGACAUCACUGGCACAAUUGGCACAAUUGGCGCAGAAGGAUCAGGAGUCGGUGGGGCUGGGAAAUCUCCGGUGAGUAGUCCUACCAGGGCCGAUGCCGUUUUGCGCAAGAAACUAUUCCGCUUUAGUGUAGGUAACUUCGCGUUCUACAACCACUAUAGUUUUUAGAAAUAUGGAGAUUCCGCUUUAGUGUAGGUAACUUCGCGUUCUACAACCACUAUAGUUUUUAGAAAUAUGGAGAUUCCGCUUUAGUGUAGGUAACUUCGCGUUCUACAACCACUAUAGUUUUUAGAAAUAUGGAGAUUCCGCUUUAGUGUAGGUAACUUCGCGUUCUACAACUACUAUAGUUUUUAAAAAUAUGGAGAUUUCUACUUGUUUACUCGUACUAGUUUUGCCCAGGUUUUGGUCCUACCGGUCCUACCGGUUUCCAUAUAAAUGUGUUAGAAAUAGAAUAGUGUUUCUCCUUUCCAAGUGUAACGGUCGUUUCUGGACGUGUCUCUCCUUUUCGUACCAAUCGCUUCUGCUUACCCGCCCCGACGCAGUGCUCCUGCCGGUGCCGUAUCUCUGUUUGUACCAUCUCUGCGCGCGGAAUAGGAUAGCCAGGGGGAAAGAUGGGGCUGCUGGAUUUGGCACCUUGAGGGCGUCUCUCGGUUUGAAGGGAUCUCUUUUGCAGCCACUUUCGUGAUAGACACCCGUGUCGUCGCUGGAGGGGGUUAUCAUUGUAGUUGUUAGGAAAAAAUCUAUGUAUAUUCCUCCGUUACUUUAUUUCGUUUUCUAAGAUGCUGUAGACCUAGACGGCACAUUCCUCUGUCUACAGGAAACGACGAGGCACAGGACAGAGGAACCGUGCAGUUAGGGACGCCAGAGAAAGAAGGCGCUACGUCGACCAGGAGCAUGCCACCAACUACAUCUUGGGACCCGAGCUUUGCAAUGGACAAACUCAGAAGUAAGUUGUCUAAAUUUUGUUUGCCCUAAUCGCUUUUCUGUAUGAUCCAAAUGUUUUUUGCCCUGUAUGUCAAGACAAAAGAUGUCAAAAAAAUCAUAAUGAUCUCUUACUACAGCUUCUAUGCUGCAAUGUCAAAAAUCAUAAUGAUCUCAAAAAAAGAAAGAUCAAGAACGACUGAUUUGUACUAAAAAAAGAAGAUGCACCUAGACCUACUACUCUGCUCAGGACGCGUCGUAUACAAUGUCUGUAUGUAGCACGUUGCAGUUCACCAAAAUUCCCGUACAAUAGAGCCCACAACAUUUGCAGGCUCUCCUUACAUCAGUAGUGCUCAUCGCGUGGGCAGGACGCGUCGGCUACGAUGAAGAAGUUCGCAAAAAGAGAAAGGUCAAGAUCCACCUCCCUUUACUAAAAGUAAAUACAACGCCUUAUUCGUGUUCCUCAGGCGGCUAUGAUGGACAACGACGCGUUCGGGGAGGUCGAGGCCGCAAUCGCAAUCGGGCGAGUAUUCGAUCUGCUUGGGACUAUGAAGUGGGGGUGGACUUGCAGCAGCGUUGGGGAAAGCCUCCGAUAGUUGAGAAGCUUGUCUGGAGACCAAAGCAGACCAUCGAUACAGCGUCUACAUUAAGUAGGCUAAAAUAGAUCCAUCUUCAGCUUGUUCCAGAAAAUCUUGAGUCCCUCCCUGAAAACGGGGAUCAGGAUGCUGCUGGCGAUGGAUUUUUGUUAUAGUUCUAUUUCUAACAAGUCUGACUAGAGCAAGAACCAUGGAGGAGGAGCAAGGCUCUGCGGCAUCUGCGUCUACAGGAGCAUUUAUGAGUGCAUCUACCAAAGUUUUAGUUUUUUCACGUGCUCUUUCGACGCCUCAAUACAAAUUGAAAUUAUAUUAAUCUCGAGUAGUAAGAGUAACUGCAAUCAUUUUUGCAUAGUGAUACUUACAGUUAGAACUUCCGAAGAUUCACUUGUUCUUUGUAAAGACUAGGCGCUAGGGUGGAUCCGGAAGAGGUAUGGCACGAAGGCUUCUCGGUCUAGCGCGGGUAGCUCUGGUUGUACGUCUCCUCCAGCACCUGUUGUAUUAGGAUACUCUCCUCCAGGUCCAGCACGACCUGCGCGUCCUCUAUUAUUACCACCUGCAGGAGCUGCUUUCAUCUUGGUAGUAAUAGUACUAUUGUUGUUGUUUUUGCCUAGCGGGGGGGGGCCGGGCGCCCUGGUCCCUUUUUGCAGGCGUGUGCCGGGGGGGAAGGCCUCAAUAGGGGGCCCAGUGGGGUCCCCCCCGCUCCCUUCCAGCUGCCUGGCUGUUCCCUAGGGGCCUCCGAUGGUGGUGGGAGGCUUCAAAAGGGGCCCAAGGGACCGCCUGCGCCCCCGCCCAGGUGCCUGCCUGUGCCCUAAGUGCAUCCGUUAGGCUUCGCCGCCGCAGCAGUGUGCCGGCAGCGGAAGGCCUCCGAAGGCGGCAAAAGGCGAGGGGCUGGACCCCCUGAGCCGUGCCGCCUGUACCCUGCGGGCCCUUGGUCAUCGGCUUGCUUGCUCUUGCGACCGUGGCCGCCUCCGGCGGCCUUUGACCCGGGAGGCCUCCCGCCUGCGAGGGGCAGCAGAGGCCAGGCGGUCCCUUAGGAACACGCUGAGAGGCCCAAGGGUCAUAUAUAAGAAUGAGGCUCAGGCCCAGUGACGCUCAAAGCACAAAAGUAAGGCAACCGGUCAGCUUUCCCUCUGCCCUUAGACUUAUCCCUUCAUGCAAUACUAUGCAUGAUUAGCAACAGCAAGUGGAUCAUUGAAGUUCUUCAUCUAAGAUGAGCGGGACUUCGCCGACAACUGGUGCCAUAUUCACGCCAGGAUACAGGACCAGGAGGAGCCGGAGCAUGACGGAUGGAGAAAAACAGUAUGUCGGAAAGAAGGGGAAGGACGAGGACUCUGAUGGCCAGGAAGUAGGAGAAGCUUCGAAAAUCAAAAACUCUACAAAGUGGUCCACGCCACAGCAUAAGGAAAAGGCGCUACGUGGUCUUGCGUUGAAAGAAGAAGAGCGUCGUCAAGGAAACAGCUGCCGCACUUCGGAUACCAAGAAGUACGAUCCUAUUGAUUGACUUUGAUAGAUGAUGCUGCCGCACUUCCGAUAUGAAGAAGUACGAUCCUAUUGAUUGACUUUGAUAGUUGAUAGAUUAGAAACAAAUGGACUAGAGCGGUCAGAACGUGCAAGCAAGCAAUUUUCUCCUUGCGUGAGUUUCAACUUCAAGUUUCAACCUUGUUGAAUAUGAACCUGGAAGAAUCUAGAAGUUGAGUAAGACCUUGUAGAAUCUAGAAGUUGAGUAAGAGAAAGCAUCCUGAUCUGCUUCAUCUUCUUUCUACAUAUCCACUGUUUUACAGGUCUUCCUCCCCUCGUCAUGAUGAGGAAACGCCACUAG
This is a messenger RNA of Amoebophrya sp. A25, 4362 nucleotides long. Lineage: Eukaryota; Dinophyceae; Syndiniales; Amoebophryaceae. The record is from the annotation of a GenBank genome assembly.